Varanus komodoensis (Komodo dragon) is the source of this 2249-nucleotide messenger RNA. RefSeq names its product pumilio RNA binding family member 3 (gene PUM3). The transcript is spliced from 18 exons. The record is from RefSeq and is a predicted model, not a curated record. Gene Ontology annotation, biological process: regulation of translation. Gene Ontology annotation, cellular component: nucleolus. Gene Ontology annotation, molecular function: mRNA binding. Lineage: Eukaryota; Metazoa; Chordata; Lepidosauria; Squamata; Varanidae. The coding region runs from base 120 to 2069 and encodes 649 amino acids.
GGAUAGCUCUGAGGGGGAUUAUGGGAGUCGUAGUCCAAGUCUUCUGGAAGCCGGCAGGUUGAGAAAAACUGCUAUACUUGCAACUCUUUUGGACCUAAUGGGGCUGUCUCCCGUGCUGGAUGGAAAGGGCUAUGUUGUGUGCCUCUGGAUGCACAAACCAAAUGGAAGCUAAAGGUAAAAGGAAAUUUAUAGGCAAAGGCGGGAAAGCAGGGCCUGGAAAAAAGAAGUUUAAAAAGAAUAAUGAACCUGGCCUUCCAAAGAAAUUCAGUAGAAAAGAUGGGGAAGACACCAAGUCCAAAUUUAAAUCGAAGAAAUUUGAAAGAGGAAACAAAAAGCCUGGUAAAAGUGGUGUGAAACAAGUAAAGAGUAAACAACUAUCAGAAAAGUUAUCCAGAAAGCGCAAACUUGAAGAUGAUAAAGAGGGAGGCUUGCAAUCCAAGAAGCCAAAGUGGGAUGACAUCAAAAAGAAAAAGAAAGAACUAAAGCAGAGUCGACAGCUGAAUGACAAAACCAACUAUGAUGUAGUGCUGAAGGGAAAGCAGAUUUGGGAAACUCUGCGGCGGAAAGACUGUAACAAGGAAAAGCGCAAGAAGCUGCUGGGUGAACUUCAGGAACUACUUCGUGGGAAAAUUAAGAAUAUGGCAUUUGCUCACGAUUCAACCCGUGUCAUCCAAUGUUACAUUCAGUUUGGUGAUGAGAAGCAACGACAAGAAGUAUUUGAAGAAUUAAGAGAAAGCUUCAUUGAACUAAGCAAGUCCAAGUAUUCUCGAAAUAUUGUGAAGAAACUCCUAGUGUAUGGGACAAAGCCGCAAAUUGCAGAAAUAAUAAAAAGCUUUAAAGGUGAAGUGAGAAAGAUGCUACGGCAUGCUGAAGCAUCUGCUGUAGUGGAAUACGCAUACAAUGACAAAGCCAUUUUGGAGCAAAGAAAUAUGUUGACAGAGGAACUUUAUGGGAAUACAUUCCAAGUUUGCAAGUCAUCAGAGCACCGAACUCUGAAUGAAGUGUUGGAGGCUCGGCCUGAAAAGCGGGAAUCUAUUAUGGAUGAAAUGAAACAAAUCCUUACACCAAUGGCGCAGAAGGAGGCUGUAAUAAAGCAUUCAUUGGUUCAUAAAGUUUUUUUGGACUUCUUUAUUCAUGCAGUCCCUAAGCAGAGAUCUGAAAUGAUUGAAGCAAUUAGAGAAGCUGUGAUCUACUUGGCACACACGCACGAUGGGGCCAGAGUAGCCUUGCACUGCUUGUGGCAUGGGACCCCCAAGGAUAGAAAAGUCAUUGUGAAAACCAUGAAGACAUACAUAGAAAAAAUAGCUACUGGUGAAUUCUCACACUUGGUUUUGCUGGCGGCAUUUGACUGUAUUGAUGACACCAAGCUUGUGAAACAGCUAAUUAUAUCUGAGAUAACUGAUUCCUUAACCAGCAUUAUAAACAAUAAAUAUGGAAGGAAAGUCCUAUUGUAUUUAUUAAGUCCAAGGGAUCCUACAUAUUUCUCACCAGCCAUAAUCAAAAUUCUCCAACAGGGUGAUGGAAAUACUUGCAGUAAAAAGGACACAGAUAUCCGUCGCCGUGAACUGCUGGAAGCAGUCUCUCCAGCCUUAUUAAAGUACCUGAACCUACACACUGAAGAAAUGGUGAUGGACAAAGCAACAUUCAUUGUAGUGACUGGCAUCCUCAAGACUGCUGUUGGUGAUGUCCAGCCUGCUAUGAAAGUGAUUGCUAGUCUCGCUGCAAGAGAGAUGAUUCCAGGGGGUAAAGAUGGGCAGCUUCAUGUUGCAGAGCAUCCAGCAGGCCAUCUAGUUCUGAAGUGGUUAAUCGAGCAAGAUGAGAAAAUGAGGGAGAACAGCAGAGAAGGAUGUUUUGCAAGAAUAUUAGUAGAGUGUGUAGGUGUUGACCUUCUGAAGACCUGGGCAAAUGUGAAUCGUGGUGCAAUUAUCCUGUGUCGUCUUCUUCAGAGCUCUGAUCAAGAAGUGGCAACUCAAGUCAAAGAAGGAUUAAAAAGUCUGAUUCCAAAGCUAAAAAGAACUAAAAAUGAUGCAGCAGGAAUAAAAGCCUUGCUGGAGAAAUUGUCAUCAUAAUUUAAUUAUUAAAUGGACAUUUUAAAUGGACAAUCUAAUGUCCCUCAUUUUAGAGGACAUAUUUUUGGACUGGUUUGGAGUAACUUUUUUUAAACCUUUUUUGUAAAGUUGGGUAAUGCUAAACUUUUUAAACCCCUCACAUCAUUAAUUUACCAAUAAAUACUUUAAAAUUGUUCUGAA